AUGUUUAAUUUGGCUAAAAUUGAAAAAGAAAAGUCGUUUAUAAAAGAAAUAUUUCCAUUUUUAAAUGAUGAAGACGUAGAAAAUCUUUUUGUAUCAUCUGAAGAUAUGAAUAUUAUAAUUACUAAAAUUUUAGAUAAUAAUUACAAAGGAAUCAAUGUUAAUUUAAAAGAUAUCACACAAGUCAAAAAAAUACAAAAACAGAUAAAAAAGGAUCUUUAUUAUCCCGAGUUGUUCUAUAAGCAGGAAACAGAUGUUUAUGAUGGUGACAUCGAUAGGCGCAAAGCAGAAGAGUUAUACUCUCAAAUUAAACUGCUAAAAAAUAAAUUAAAUUUUUGUAAGGACAAGAGAGUAUUAGAAUAUCAGUCAGAAGAAAUACAGCAAAUGUAUGAAGAACUUGAUAAACUAAAUAGAAGACGUGCUUUGAUGAUUUUAUCUAAAUCGUUACUUAAUGCCAAAAAUAUUGACUUACACGGAUUGUAUACAAAAGAAGCACUUAUGUUUCUUAGUGAUUACAUUCAAAUGUAUUGUCCUAAAGAAAUCAAUUUAAUUACUGGGCGUGAUGGAAAUUCACAAUCUCUUCGUCCUUCUGUUAUUAACUUUCUUGAAAAUAAGGGGUUUAAAGUUGUUGAUAAAGAUAAUCCAUAUGUACGAGCUGUUAAAAGAUUUUAA
Molecule: messenger RNA, 669 nt
Organism: Vairimorpha ceranae
Lineage: Eukaryota; Fungi; Microsporidia; Nosematidae
Product: smr 2
Exons: 1
Coding region: 1-669 (222 amino acids)
Source: RefSeq, a predicted model, not a curated record